AUGCGGAACGUGAGCAGCGCAGAUCUUGGUCUGAAAGAAGGAAGCUGCGCAUUGGGCGACGUAGUAUAUAUGCCGGGUGAUGAGUUCCCGGGUUCAACUCCAUGCGAGACAUGCAUGUGUGCGGCCGGCGAUGUAAAAUGUUCCCGACAGGUCUGCGAGCCUCGACCAGGAUGUAAAGCUCUCCACCGACCAGACCACUGCUGUCCUACAUAUCAGUGCGAAUGCGAGCAAGAAGGUCGAGUAUAUGGUAAUGGUGAAAAGCUGGUAGAUCCUGUGGACCCCUGUCGCGUGUGCUACUGCCAGGGUGGGGAAGUGGUGUGUCGCCGUAUUGCAUGCUUCGUACGCGACGAUUGCACACCUCGCCUUGUGCCAGGCCGCUGCUGUCCAGAGUACGACAACUGUCCUCUCAGAGGUGUCACGAGUUUACCCGGCUUAUCAUCACCGAUCCCCAGUGUCUCUGCAGCCGCAAAUGAUGCUCCCGCAGCGCCUCUUCGAGAGAACAUUAAACAGGAAAUCACCAUUAAGGAAAUUACUCCUGUAUCUGAGAUCCCUGUCAUCACCGAGGUGAAGAUUAAGGAGAUUCUGCCUUCCCCCAGUAUUGAAGUAGCCGAAUAUUCCUCAUCUAAGUCUCCACUUAUACCACGAGAAGCAACCUCUGAAAAGAGCGAUAAAGAAAUUGAUUCAAAGACUGAUUCACCUUCGGUGGUAGAAGUUCACUUCUCCUCACCUGCAUCAGCACCAGAAUCUACUCUAUUUAGCGGUAUUGAAAACAAGAAUGAAAACGCACCGCCAUCCAAAAUAAGUUUAUCAACUCAAGAUUCCAUGUAUCCGUCCAAAGUACCAAUAGUAGCAUCGAUGGGAGUUCCUCCUGUAACUUCGGAGCCCAUACCUGUUACCACUACAAAAGCACCAAUUAUCGAAGAAGAAGACACAUUUGAUCACAAUCCGGCAUUCCCCCCACUUCCCGAUGAUUUAGCUGUUUUAAGAAACCAUGAGGAUGAAAUUGUACCGGAGCUCGUUGUAGACAAUGAGCAUGUGUCGAUCCAUGAUACACUAAUAGCUAGUGCAUCGCCAUUGUCGGAAGCGGAAAUGAAAGACCUGGAACCACACCAACCGAUGACCUCUACUACAAAAGAUCUACUUGAUACGACCAUUACGACUAAACCAGAGACACCUAGAACAAGUCCAGAAAUAACUACUUUACAGUCUGAACUUAGAAUAAGCACCGAAGGUGUUAACUUUAAAGAAAGUCCUUUGCUUAACCUCAGGUCAGCUAUUCCUACAGAAAUACUGAAUGCACCAGCUACGGUACCAGAAAAAAAUAAAGAAAAACUAGACGAGACUACUACUGUAAGUGAAGGAAUAAUAUUGCCAAUAAUUACGACAACUGAAACACCAAAUAUAGUUCAAGACAUUUCUGAAAAACUUGAAACUUCCACGAAAAUUGAAGCAAGUACUACCGAAUCGCAUUCAACUCCUAAAGAAAUUCAGACAAUUGCUGAAGAAACAAAAAUUGAUCCUGAAGAAUUUAGAACGACUUCUGAAGAAGUAAAGACAACACCUGAAGGAAUAAAGAUAUCUUCGGAAGAAAUUAGCACAUCAGAAAUUAGCACAAUAAGUGAAAUUGUCACACCAGUCCCAAAACUUGACAGUACUACCGCAACAAGAGCAAUAUCUGAGAUGGAAGGAAGAGCCAAGGAAGAUGAACAAACGACUAGCUCCAUUGCAAAGUCUAAUAUCGCCACCGAAGUUACAUCACAGACCGAACUCAGCUCACUUCCAAUCGAGACUAGCGACCAAAAUCCACCUGAAGAAUCGGAACAAACAACUAGCGAUAAAGAAGUUUCUUCUACAGCUAAUCCUCUUGAAAUGAUAUCUAAAAUACCAUCGACUAGUUCGGAAGUAAUUACUGUAUCUCGAGCAUCUUCGAAUGAGAACACCGGUUACGAAAAUGUUGAAACAACAGAAUUUAUAUUGACAUCAUUUGGCUCUUCAGAGACGGCGACUGAUGCUGUAGAAUUAAUAAAAAUCUCUGCCAGUCCUGAGAAGAGUGCAUCUAUAAUAGAAGCUAACAAUAAUAAAGAUAAUGUAUUGACGGAUCUUAUUAAUUUAGUUAGUGACGUAGCCGCUAUGAGCGACCAUACUGUUGAACCAGCAGCUAUUCAACAAACAACUACUACUGCUCGUAUUUCUGACUCCGAAGAACUGAUACCAGUCAACGCAGGCUACAAAAGCAAGAACAAAAACUUUAAUCAAAACUCUAUCACUGAAAUACCUCUUAAAAGUAAAAAUCCAAACACUCUGAACAAACAGAAGAUAAUGGAGAUUGAGGAUGACGAAUCAGAAAGUGUGACAGAUGCACCUGCACCUAACGACAAAAUAGAACCGACCACUCGCCGACCUAUCAUAGACAACGUAUCGGAUGACAUCAAUAUCGCCUUCAAUAAAAGCGCUAAGAAAGACAUCGAGAUAAUUACACAGUCGUAUGUACCAACUAUCAACCGGCGGCCUCCCAAAGUUGUCAUGAAGAAGAACGAUGAGAAAGUAGCGACUGAUGACUCGACUAGGAUGACGACAGAAACCACGUUGUAUACCAGCUUGUCUAAUGAGACCCCCCCUACGACAAGUGCCGAGUCUAGUGCGUCGGCUGAAAUGAGUUCACCGGUCGAACCGAGUAAUCCUGUCGAAUCGAGUGUUCCGAAUGUUGAAUCUGAGCAGAACGUGGAGCCACAAUCUCAGGACUUCAAUUUGAACAUGACGACCGACCGGACGGAAUCGACACAGUGA
This is a messenger RNA of Arctia plantaginis, 2787 nucleotides long. NCBI's taxonomy places the organism in Eukaryota, Metazoa, Arthropoda, Insecta, Lepidoptera, Erebidae. The record is from the annotation of a GenBank genome assembly.